This is a messenger RNA of Mycena citricolor, 2932 nucleotides long. The record is from the annotation of a GenBank genome assembly. Lineage: Eukaryota; Fungi; Basidiomycota; Agaricomycetes; Agaricales; Mycenaceae.
UCAUCUUCGAGGUCACGUUAUCGCGUCUCUUCUUUCGGCUUGACCGCUCGUGGACGCUGCCACCGGGAACCGACUGACCGUACAACCUGGCAUGGACCUUCCCUCCACUCCUGUCGUUCACCGUCGGACGUAUAGAUCUUCUCAGACCUCUGUUUCCCACACCUUUUCUCGCCCCGGCCUUCUCCGUUACAAAGCAAACCAUUCCUUGGGAAAUGAGAACAGCAAGAACGACUCCGACGGCAGCAAGUCUCCAUUCCCUUUGAGACGCCUUCCAAACCUCAAAGAAUCAACUAAUAAUACCCUCCUCUCACCUGCACUCACCGAUGAAAGAUAUAUGCGCUCAUCAAUUAGCUCUCCGCAGUCCCUGUCCAAGUCACUCCCUAGGCCUGUCCCCCAUCAAGACUCUACAUACCCAAUUUCUUCUCAUCCUCAUUUUAUCCUGUGGAGCCCCGUGUAUCCGCUCCACCUCCAAAUCCUUGGAACGCAUCGCCGAAACUGAUUUGGACGAAGAACCGAUACAACAGCCUCCGACGAGCAGCUCCCCUCGCUUCUCCGACGCCCUCUUACCCUCGUCAUCUCCACCGACGUCCAUCCCCGACUGCAGCAGCUCCGAUGACAUAGUCCGGCCCAUCGCCAACGCACCUCCGGUCAUGACAGGCGUGAGCGAAGUGCUCGAAUCGGCCGAGUUUCUGUCGCGAUUGGACGACCUCCUGGAUGUCGCUAUCCGCGAACGCAAGAUGGCUGUUGAGGUGGAGAAGGAGAUAUCUCAGCGACUCUGGAUUCUGCAAGCAGCGUCGCGACAACACCGGAGUAUCCGCGCGGAACUGUCCCCAGUAACAUCAAGCGUGGCGUCCUCGCUCGGCGGAUGUAUUCUUGGUCUUCUGCGACGACAGGCUCUUUUGUUCCUCUUCUGCUAAGGGACGCAUUUCCCAGUCUGAAUCUCUCUCUUCUGGUGCCUCCUCUGCAGGAUAUGCUGCCGAUAUGGACGAUGAAUGUAUGCUUAGCUCUGAAUCUUCAAGCUCUCCUCCAGCCUUCAAGAGAUCUUUUUCUUCCCUCGAUGACUCCACCCCCAUGCUCGCAAGCUCCGCAAAACUGAUUCUCAAACCUCGUGUUCUUCAAUGCGAAGCGACUCUGAUUCUAGCACAAUGUCCCUCUGCCCCAUCCGUGCCAGUCUGCGCAAGUCUCUCUCCUUGCGGACCUCCUCCGCGACACAUGAUCGAGCUGCCGCACGCCCGACCGAACCCAACUCGCCGCCGACGAAACGCCCGACGCUGGAUUUCCGCCGAGCGUUCCCAGCUGGCGUUCCCGUCAUCGCCCCGCCGGUGGGCUACGUGGCCGGGUUUCCGACGGCGGAAACGGCUGCCAAAGCCCGCAUCGCUAGUUUAGUGCUUCGCGAGCAGGGGCUUCGAGAGAGGGAGCUGCUGGAUUGUGCUGGUGCGAUGAAGAAGACAAAUUGGGAACAGCUGCUUGGUGUGGGAUGUGAGAAGCGCCGGGAUGUGGUGGAGUGGCUGCUUGAGGUGAUCCCACCCAAGUCGAUGUACUCGCGGGCCUUCCAGACCGCCUCUGGUGUCGAGCUCAAGCCUCUCAAGGACGAGAAAGACGGCGACGGCGAAACGAGCGGCGACAUACCCGAUCUCAUCGACCAGUUGACGCACUCUCCCGAGACGCGGUUCCACGCCGCGCACAUGUUCCUGCGCUAUUUCCAUCUCGUGAUGCACGACCGCGCGCAGCGUGUCGAUCUGGAAGCGAUGAAGGCGUCCUUCGAGGCGUCGGAGGAGGGGCUGUCCUGGGAUCCGUCCAUCCCGCCCGACGGAUGGAACUUGGUCGUGUGGGAUAUAUGCGUGGGAUGUUUGGCGAUCAGCGUCAAGAUACAUCGAGAUGUGCUGGAGCCGCUGGGGCCGGUGAUGUCUUACGAGUACGAACGAAUCGCGCCGCAUGAGAUGGGGUAUGACGACCUUGAAACCGCGCACCGAGACAUUUUAUCGGCAUUCGAUUACUCUCUCGGCGACACCCCGCAGGCGAUUCUGGACGAAGUUUGGCGCGCACUGCCGUCUCUGAGAGCGCUUCUCCCGCCGAAAGCGGGGUGGGAAUACGCGCAGAAAGGGACUUGGGCCCGGCUAUUUUCGCUCAUCUUAGAACCUGAUGUCCUCAAAUAUCCUGUAUCCCUGCUCACCGUGGCGGUGCUCAUUGAAACAUUGAUCACCGAUGCCAUGCAUCGAGGCGAAUACCCCUCUCUGUCGUCUAAUGCGCAGCGUCUGGGACUGGCUGGUGAUGAGCCUCGGAGAGAUGAGAUCGUGGGGUCGUGGGAGAUGGAGCAAGGGCUGGAGGGUGUGAUUCAGGAUCUGCAGGCUGUGGUGCAGGUUUCGGAUGAACGAUUGCUGGACUGCCGGAGAUGGAUUCGGGUGGCGUUGAAGAGUGACGAUAGCUGAAGAUCUCAUACAUGCUCUCGAACCGUUUCUGCGUGUUUAUUUCGGUAUGCUCAAUCACAUGAUACUUCUUAGAUACUAGGACGCUACAGUCCUUCUAUGAGUCGUUAAGGUCAGCAUGUGCCCAGUCAGAGUCGGACAUGGCUUACGACAAUCGUCCACACACUGCGUCUUGGGCUGGCACUCGAAGGCGUCGGGACUCCGUGCACAGCACGCGCGGCAGAAAACCAAGAACUGGAGGUAGAUGUAUACACGCGUCAGAAAAUAGCGAGAUACACAGUAGCCUCUCGAGGAAGAGCAGCUGGACUGACACUCUCGUCACCUGAGGCUAUGCAGGUCUCUUGUCCACGCACACCUGAAGUGCAUCUUGGUGGUGGCACCGAGUGGGUCGCCGCGCAUCUUUUUAUGGGAUUUAGGCAGGGCGGAUGUGAGAUAAGGCGAUGACAGGACACACGACUUGGUAGCAUGGACUGGAGACAGGGCGAUCUGUUCGUGGCAUGUCAUCU